ACGACUGUCUUUUCUUUCUCUUGUAAUAAAUAUAUUCUCGUUUGAAGAACUUGGGGGGAAUAGCGGCCCUAUAUUUGUAUUUGGUAUUUUUGUUUGUGAAGUUGAAGAUCACACUGGGUAUGGGUGGAUUGCCAUCCAAUCCAAAGUUCUCUGUGCCCAUUUCCAUAUUGGGCCCUGCACCCACUCACCUCAUCUCCACCGCCGCCGCUCUCCGCCUUGGCGACGCCGUACUCUACCGCCGCCGUCUCCAUCUUGGGUCCCUUCUUCAUUCCUCCCUCAAGAAUAUUUCUUGUCUUGGUGACGCCCUUCAAUUCGAGGAUAUAUGGCAUAAAAAGGUGCUUCAGUUUUCAGGUUGUAAUGGUUUUCAAUGGUCUCGCGAUGCUCUGCCAUUCUUGAGCUUAUGUUUCUUCAAUGGAGAUGAAACUAGAAUUGAUUCUAAAGAUAUUAGGAAGUCAAACUCAGACAUAUCUAGAAGAGUCUUAUCAGACGGAAGGAAGUGGACUAAUAUUCUUCUUGCAGCCAACGUAUUAGUAUAUAUAGCACAAACCCUUACAGAUGGCAAGCUCUUAUUUUGGGGAGCCAAGAUCAAUAAUCUAAUAGACAAAGGGCAGCUGUGGAGGCUAGCUACAUCAUCCUUUCUGCAUGCAAAUAUUGGGCAUCUGAUGAUCAAUUGUUAUUCUUUAAACUCUGUUGGUCCUGCUGUUGAGAAAAUAUGCGGUCCUAGAAGAUACCUUCCGAUAUACAUCACCUCUGCAAUAGCAAGUUCAGCAGUUAGUUACUGGUUCAGCAAAGCACCUGCUAUUGGAGCAUCAGGAGCUAUUUUUGGACUAGUAGGAUCCUUUGCUAUGUUUGUCCUGAGGCACAGGGGCGUGGUCAAAGGCACUGAAGGACAUCUAAAACAUAUAGCACAAGUGGUCAUGUUCAAUAUGGCAAUUGGACUUCUAUCUAAAGGCAUUGAUAACUGGGGUCAUGUAGGAGGCUUGAUAGGUGGAGCCGCUGUAUCUUGGCUACUCGGUCCUGCAUGGAAGGUUGAAUCAGUUUCACGCAACGGGAUGCAAGUUUUUAAAGACAAAGCACCAAUUUUCUCUCUCAUCAAGAGAUAUUCUAAGUGAUGCAUUGCAUAGGGGGCUGCUUUUACUCCAAAGACGAACAUUGAGAAAUGGAUUUUACCUUGUAUUGUUACUCAAAAACUAAUGUUAGCCUAUAAGAGAACAAAGAGUCGAUACUAUUAUAGUGAAUUUGUCUUUGUACAGUACUUGAUCUAGAGUAUCAACAAUGGAAUACAAAAACUAAUGUUAGCCUAUAAGAGAACAAAGAGUUGAUACUAUUACAGUGAA
Molecule: messenger RNA, 1337 nt
Organism: Olea europaea var. sylvestris
Lineage: Eukaryota; Viridiplantae; Streptophyta; Magnoliopsida; Lamiales; Oleaceae
Product: RHOMBOID-like protein 10, chloroplastic
Exons: 9
Coding region: 120-1112 (330 amino acids)
Cellular component (GO): chloroplast membrane
Molecular function (GO): serine-type endopeptidase activity
Source: RefSeq, a predicted model, not a curated record